GUUAGCAGUCGAGUGCCAGUCUGGUCCGUAGCCACGAUGGAUGCAAUACCAUGCUUCUUGCUCGUCCUCCUGUUCGGGACAAGGAUACAAGAAAAUACUGCCCUAGAGUGUUACUGUGACCGCUGCAGCCCCAACUCCAACUGCACAACAGAUGGCGUCUGUUUCGUCGCCAUACGCAAGUCAGGUAGCCGGCUGACCACUGAGCAACGCCAGUGUGUACAUGAAAACGAACUGAUCCCGCGAGAUCGGCCUUUCAUCUGUGCCCCGUCCGUCAAACAUGACAGCGGCAUUUACCCGAUGUGCUGUACCACGGACUACUGCAACAAAGAACCCAACAUCGAAGUCUUUCCUGAUCCCACAGAAAAGACUCCUCCACUGGGCCCGGUGGCCCUUGCUGCUGUUAUCGCUGGCCCAGUAUGUGUGCUCUGCCUGCUGCUGGUUUUGGCAUUCUAUGUUUGCCACAGUCACAGGGGUCUUGGGGCAGGGGGUGCUGGGGCUCACCAUCACCACCACCACCGGGUACCCAACGAGGAAGACCCGUCAAUGGACCAUCCUUUCAUCACUGUCGGAACAACACUGAAGGACCUCAUCUAUGACAUGACCACCUCGGGCUCUGGAUCAGGUCUGCCACUGCUGGUUCAGAGAACCAUUGCCAGAACCAUUAUCCUCCAGGAGAGCAUUGGGAAGGGGCGUUUCGGCGAGGUGUGGCGUGGUAAAUGGCGUGGUGAGGAAGUGGCCGUGAAGAUUUUCUCUUCCCGAGAGGAGCGUUCCUGGUUCCGUGAGGCUGAGAUUUACCAGACUGUGAUGCUGAGACAUGAGAAUAUUCUGGGCUUCAUUGCUGCUGACAAUAAAGAUAACGGGACUUGGACUCAGCUGUGGCUGGUGUCAGACUACCAUGAACAUGGCUCCCUGUUUGACUACCUGAACCGUUAUACCGUCACUGUGGAGGGCAUGAUCAAACUGUCCCUGUCCACAGCCAGUGGCCUCGCCCACCUCCACAUGGAAAUAGUGGGAACGCAAGGAAAGCCAGCUAUUGCCCACAGAGACUUGAAGUCAAAGAACAUUCUGGUGAAGAAGAAUGGGACUUGCUGCAUCGCUGAUCUAGGUCUGGCUGUCCGUCACGACUCUGCCACAGACACCAUUGACAUUGCUCCAAACCACAGAGUGGGAACUAAAAGGUAUAUGGCUCCAGAGGUCCUGGAUGACUCCAUAAACAUGAAACAUUUUGAGUCUUUCAAGCGAGCUGACAUCUACGCCAUGGGCCUGGUCUUCUGGGAGAUCGCCAGCCGCUGCUCUAUGGGAGGUAUUCAUGAGGACUACCAGCUGCCCUACUACGACCUGGUGCAGUCAGAUCCAUCAGUGGAGGAGAUGAGGAAGGUAGUUUGUGAGCAGAAGCUUCGACCCAACAUUCCUAACCGCUGGCAGAGUUGUGAGGCUUUGCGGGUGAUGGCAAAGAUUAUGAGGGAGUGUUGGUAUGCCAACGGUGCUGCCCGACUCACUGCCCUCCGAAUCAAGAAAACGCUGUCGCAGCUCAGCCAACAGGAGGGAAUCAAGAUGUAGACACAACUACUACACACACACUCACACACACACACACACACGUACACACACACUUCUGACUGGCAUCCAUAUCAUUAGCAUUACAGUAUUAUUAUAUUCAUUGUUAUUGAUCAGCUGUUCCUCCCUUUUGUUUUUGAAGGGAAGUGAAGACUUCCCCUCUUUUUGUCUUAUCCCAUUUCAUUUAUUUACAAACUGAUGAGUCCUGCAGCUGUAACUGAGGAAUAGUGUGUAUGUGUGUGUCGGAUGGGUUCACAUACACACAUGAAGGGCUGAAUGGAGGAAUAAAUGGAUUGAUGGAUCUGAUGAAGGAUGGUUGUGCCUGAAGAGGAUGAUGGAGGCAUUAAAGGAGUCCUCCACUGAUUGUUCUCCAUCCUUUUAUACUACAUUCAUCACUUGAAGUCUCUCAGCUCCCACCUCCACUGCUCAUCACACACACAGCCAUGAGCUCAGACCUCAUCAGGUAAACUAAAGGCCAGACAGACAGCUGGGAAUCACCUCAGAGGUCUCUGAGCUGCCAGAGCUUCGUUUUGCCCUCAUCUUCUCACAUCUUCAUUAUCACCCCCUAAUUUGUAAAUUGUCAUUUUAUUCUUCACUUUAGAGGGUCAAGCUUCUCUUCAGUAGGGCUGCAAGUUUUUGAUUUUUGAAAAACAUAUCGAGUCACAAAAUAUUAAUAUUGCAAAAAAGGGUUGCAGAACCUUGUCAUAGAUCCAGAUGAUGUGUUCUAUUAACACUUUGAAGUAAGAUACAGCCUUGAAGAUACAUUCCUGAAUGAAUGUAGCAUGAACACAGCCCUCAGCUGUUUAUGGGUUAACCAUUACAAGAGUUUGGCAUCAUAGUGAGCAAUGCUCUGGCUGGUACAGCUGGUCCUUUCGACCUGCAGCAGUUAAAGAAAAAAGAUCAGUUAAAACAAAUGCUGUCAGGAAUUCAACUGUUAGAAGCAGAGGAAUACCUUGCUGAUAAGUAUACCCAUUACUUACUUCAUCAAGGAAUUUUCAGUGGACUUUAAUUUUAAAAUGGCGACAACAUCUAAAUCAAGUACUUUUAACUUUGCUCCAUAUUCCCUGUGCAUAGUCUUCAGUCUUUUUUUCAAACUACAGACUGUACUUUCUUGUCUUUUGUAGGCCCACCUCUACAGAAGCCAUAGUCUGUUUUAUUACUGUAAUUCAAGGCAAAUCCCAAAUUGUUGUUAUUCAGAUUUAUAAAAACAACAUAUAUGUAGAAUAUUCUCAGAAAAUUAUUUGAAUGAUUUGAAUUCACUUGUCCUUUGUUAAAUUUUAAAUUGAGAUUGCCUUUAAAAUUUCAUUUAAUUUUAGCCUUUCUGCAGUAAUUCAGCAUUAAUAUAAUUGAAUACAGCAGUUUAAUGCCAACAGUGGUGAAAUUUUUUUCAUUUUGCAGAUGAUUUUCCAUCCACCAUCAGCUGUUGUUUUUCUUGGUAAUUGUGCUAAUUGAGCAGGUAGCAGCAGAAACCUGACAGUAACUCAACUGCAAAGAGCAGUAUUUCUGAGAGUGAAGAUCAGUGGUUUGCAGCCCUACUCUUGAGGGGUGAUACGGUAGAGCUGGGCACUGAAGCGAAGGUCUGGGGGUUCUGGGACAGUUUGCUGGCUGCCCUAUAGGGUCCACACAAAAGGUAGCUUAAUCUGUCCUUCAUCUAGUCGAGUUGUGAGCAGAAUCUCUCAUCUCUGCAACAGUUUUGCACCUGUUUUUCAUUUGUUGCUGUUCUAUUUUCCCGUCUCCUGUCCUAUUGUCAGGGAACUGGACUGGUCAGUUUAAUUUAUUGUGUCUUUUGAAUUUUCUUUCUGGUGGCAGGGGAUCUUUUUUGCAAAAGCAAACUGGACAUGGUGACCUCAUUCAUUUUUGGCAAACAUGCUGCAACAUAUGCAAUAUACAGUAGAUAAAUGUGUCUAUUUUCUAUACUCUGCUCUGCUAAACCACAAACGACAAGAACAACACCAACAACAAUCAGCUGCCACCAUGCCUUCCAAGCCAGCUGUUACCAGAAAGUGCCACUGCUUUAAAACCCAACUCCUCUCAUGUCGGCUGCUGUGGAGUGCGUUUGUUCUUGCGUGUAUGCAGCUCUGUGUCAGUGUGUGUCAGAAGAGGCCUGCAAGAGCCCUGCCCGAGCAUACAGCAAGCUCGUACUAUGCACACCCAAGUUGUAGGGACGGAUAGCAAGAAGGGGCACAGCACACGUCGCAACACCCACAGCCCAGCCGACACUCUGGUGCCAUUUCGUCAGACCCCCUCCUGAACACUCGACCACCUCAGCAGCAGCUCAUCGUACAGCUUCACCUCCUAGUGGACUGAGUCUGGAAACUAAGCUCCAGCAACUCAAACUGUCUGUAGUUGGAAAGACGUCGCCGCAAAAGCUCAUGGCGGCUUUCAAAAAGAGACACAAAGACUUGUAAGCAUUCUUGAUGUCGCCCUAUAAAUGUAAACUCUUGGAUUUCAGAUUUUUGCUCUUUCAUCUGUUUGCGCCGUUGACAGCACAGCAGCGCAAGUCAACCAUUCAAGCAUUCUCUUCUCUGUAGGAUAAUCAACAAAAAACAGUGAGGUACAUUCAUUUAAGUAUAGCAAAUGGAUAUUUACUAAGCCAUAGGUUUUUCCAGGUUUUUUUUUGUUGUUGUUGCAAGGUCUUUUUCUACUAGAAUGUACAUUUACGAAAAACAAAAGAAAAAAUUAUGCGUAAAAUGAACAAUUUUGUCAUUUCAGCUUAGCAAGCCUUAAGGGACCAACACAUAAGAGUCAGGAUCUGCUCUUAUUUUGUUUUCUUUAUUUUUGUUUUUUUCUGAAAAAAGGAUAAAUAUAUAUAUAUAUAUAUAUAUAAAAUUGAUUACUAUGAUAAAGUUAGUCAUUCUAUGUAAACGACAAAAAAUAUAUAUGUAGCACCUGAUUUAAUGGUUUGUUUCAGUCAAGUGUUUGUCCUGCCAAAAUUGCCAUACAUCUAAACCCAUUACAUUUUAUUUGCUUGUGUCUAUCAAAAGCACUUGUCUUUUAAUGCAUAAGUCAAAAACAAGUUGAGAAUUGGAUAAAUACUACAUACUUACUGACAAACAGUGAAUGAAGGCAUCAGGUGAAUUACAUUUGCCAGACAGUGAUUUGCACAAAGAAGUCAGAGUCUCUCGAUUGUUCAGCAAUAAGUGCACUUCUGUACCAUUGCAGAGUUUACCUGUAUGGCAAUUUGGAUGUUAAUGACUGUCUGUCUCCAUUGUUUUUCUGUAUGGAUACAUAAUGUAUUGAUGUGCUGCUAGUUGUCCACCUCACUUUCUGAGUGGAGGUGAGAGCUGCCGUUGGAUGUAAAUAUCCUCAGAUUGCCUGAAUCUGAUCGUUCUGUGCCAUGAUAUUCUGACUCACAUCCACUUCAAAAUCAUUUGGUAAGCAGUCCUCUCCAAGAUUUGCUGAAGCAUAUAUGAGUUGUUGUCAGCCACCAUCCUUAGAAGCACAGCAGUCCACUCCAGUAGCUUGUUCCACUGAUGUGUGCUCAUCAGUUCAGUCAGCUGCUGUAGUGUUCUCUUUCAAUGGAAGGCUGCAGCCUCUGGGCAGUGGUUGAAAACCAAUGUGCCAAUCUGUUGAUGAGCAUCAUAGUUUAUACCCUGUACUUUGAUGUUCACAUAUAAAAAACACAGUUGGAAAUGCAGUGACAGACAUUUUCCUCAACUAGAGUCCCAAGUGUGGAGAAUGAAAAGAGAGGUGCUGAUUUGUUGAGUGGAAACUUUUCUUCUCCCUUGAAAAUUGUCUGCAGAAGCCCUUGUAGCAACCAAUAAUGUAAUGACAGUUAAUGUCAGAAUUUUCAAAUGAUAUAAGCUGCACCUCUAGCAACAUUUUUAAGUGUCCGAUUCCCAGGUGAUGUACCAACAGUAUCAGUGCACUUCUACUGAGCAAAUGACUGCCUGUCAGAGGAAGCCUGUUUCCCAUAGUUUCAGACAGUACUUAUGAUCACAGUGCAUGGUUUCUGGCAGUUCAUCUUCAGUCGGUUUUUGCCUCAGUGGACUGAAUUUUUAAACCAACCAAACAUAAAACCUCAUUAGAGUUCAGACUCACAAACAGCCACAAAAUGCACUCAAACCUCCACAUUCGGUCUGCUUACUCGUUUUUCCAAAGCUUUUGACCAAAUCACACAAUGUUCAUCGGCAGUUGUAGCUCAAUCAGCCGUCUCUUUUGGAAUAGUUCAUUAUUUGAAUAUAGAUUAUUGUUACAUCCCACCUCUGCGAGGAUACAGGGAAGCAACAUGAAGACAGUUGUUUUGAGUUUAGCAAAGUUAUUUAUUGCUUAGUAGCAUAAUUAACAAAGGAUACAAAACUUUGUGAAAGAACGGGGCCAGUGGGUGUUGCUAAAUCAAUGAAUGAAAUAAAAGAUGGCAGAGUGUUCUAACUUGCCAUAGAAACCGUGAAAGAAAACGUAAUGUCCUGCCCAAACUAAAAACAUGGGCAGCAGCACCCCUGCUCAAAGUGUGUCAAGUAAAGAAAUAAUCAGAACAACAGAUCGAAGACUGCACAAAAGCUACGAGUAACCACAAGUAAGAACACAAAGCUGAGUAUGAGUAGCCACCGGCAGAAGAUUACAGAACAUACAAAGACAGAAUAACCACUAGGAAGUAGGAAUACAGAAGGGAGGUACAGAGGCCACCACCCAAACUGUCAGGUUAGGUGCACUUUUAAACUCACGUGUAGUGAUUGCAGCAAUCCAAUCAGUAACAAGAGUGAGCCGAGAUGACCAACAGGAUGUGGAGAAAGUACAGGAGCCCACAUCGAUCAAUUUACACGCAUGAAACAGGGUCAGGAAAACUUCACCUUCACAGCGUUUAUAUUUAGCGUUUAGUCUCAAAGUAAUACCAAGCUCAGCACGGCAGAGAUGGGAGAGAAGACUUCCUUUUAUGUAGUAGAUUACAUGCUCAGAAUUGUCUAGCAGCAACAGGAACAUUAAUCUGAUGUUAAAGACUAUGUGCUCCACCCAAAAGCCAAAAUUCAAAUGAGUAAAUGGACCUUCGGAUUGUUAGGUGUGAGGACAUUCUCACCAUUCAUUUUGGUCUUUUGACAUAUAAAUACUGUUACAUGUCUGAAAACCAAGACAGAAUUGAUGUAUUUAGUUGACUGGACUAAAAUAGCAUUUCACCAGCAAAAUCUCAGAAGCUUCUAAUCUUCACAAGUCAUUUUGAAUGUGGCAUAUUUAUUUUUCUUCAAAAUUCCAUAAUCAGUUGCUACAGGCUUUUUACAGACUUUCUUGUUGUGCUUAAGGAAAGUGGAGAAAAAAGGGCAAACAAAUGAUGCACCUACCCAUUGAGUACCACUGUUCUAAGUCAUUCUUUUGAAUAUCGUAUUCUCAGUUAUGUAGAAAACAAACAGUGGCACAAGGGACAUAUUAAGCUGUGUAUAUAUCUUGUGUAGUAAACAGAAGGAGGAAGCUAUUCUGAUAUUUGAAGAAAGCAAAGUGGAUUUUGCUGCUAUAUUAAAUACAAAAACGGUGACACACUAUGCUGAAUUAAAUGUUAAUUGUGUACAAAAGCGGUAAAACUAGUAGGGCCAACUGGGGCUUGCUAGGGAAGACCAGGGCCAAGGAUUCAUCUUUCUAAGCCAUGUGGGGGUCAGGGUUGGGGAAUUGGUGGUGGUGGGGGGGUGUAGUACAGUCUAAAUUUCCAGAUUUUACAGUAGCCCUUUAAGUGAGCCCCGGCUUGCCCUGCUGGGCCUUUAGGUGGGACUGAGACUGUACAGUAUGUGUUUUCCAUUAGCAGCGUCAUUCUCUGGGACAUUAACAACAACAAAAGCUCAACUCAACUGCAACUCUGGUCUGCCUCUACUAGGACAACCUUCAUUCUGUCUUAAAGUCACCAGCAGCCUUGUACUUUUUCUUUUCAAAACCCAAGAUGACUUAACUGUAAAAAGACAUGUUUGCACCCACUGUUUUUCUCUUGUGGUCUUUAUACAGAAAUGUUUCUGUCUUGAUUCUUUGUUGCCUUUCUAUCUUGUCAUUCCAUGUUCUCGAAUUGACUUAACAUCUCCUAGCUACAAGAGCCACACUUCACUGCAGCCAGUACCCGCUUUGCAGCUCCAUAGCAAGUGAAGCAACUUACAUCCAUCCUCGCCUUUUCUUAGUGUGAUCCCUGUGUACGCUCCCAUUUUCAUCCUGGGACGUGCUUCAAAAAGAGUUAGUGUGACUCGGUGAAAUGUAUGAAUAGGGAUAACAGUACAUGACGACAGACCGUCUUGAAGGCAUUCUGGGUGUUACACAGGAGAGAAAUGAUGCAAGUUGUUCAGUGGAGAAUACUAAAAGAGUUCAAGAGAAAAGUUCAGAGUUCUACUCACGUAGAAUUAAACUGAAUAAUCAUGUCUCUGCAAGCCAUUGUGAGAAAAUAUUGCAAUUCAGGUAGUCUGAGAGCAAACUUGAUUUUUGCUCGUCCUCCUGGCCCUGUUUUCAGACUGUAGAAAAAUCUAACCAGUGAUGAUACACUUCAGCCAGUCACAGGGCUUCUCACCUUGGCUUAACCAGGAUUUUUACUCAAAGCAGGAUUUAAAUCCUAGGUUUAGCUGGACUAUCUUUGCAAGUUUGAAAACAUGCUCAUCUGGUGGGAGGGGCUUAGAAGAGAGAGGGAGGAGGGAGAAAGGCUAAAUAUACUCAGUCUUUUUUUGGUUUUCUUCAGAUUUCUGCUUGAUGCAGCUUUUAGAUGUUGAAAUUCCACAUUUAACGGUGCGUUGAUCUGGCAUUUUUGUUAAUUUCUACCAACAGUCAGUAAGUCCAAUACCAUGAAUGUCCUCAAGGUGAGUCUGUGUGAAAAUGUGCUCAGUUAUUCACAUUCUUAAAGUACUGCCAGGUUAAAUCGCUCUUUAUGUGACAGCAGUGUUUUCACCCUGUGUCUGACCAUGGAUGUGUCAUACCGCUCUCCUUUGCCUUCACAUGUCAUGCUACUUUGUAUGGAGCACCACUGCUAUUAUACAAAGGAUCCCCUUUGAGUUUGCAGAGCAUUGGAUGUGAACCUGUAAAUCCUGGUGUCACUCCUUAAUUUGUGUGUUAUUUGAGUUUGUGUUUGGGUAUUUAAAUCAGUAUCAGAACCCACUGUAUCUCUCUUUGAGAAUCCUACCUUGCCUCUUCUCCUUGUAUCUCAGAUUGAUGGAAGGUGGCGAUACAUUGUUGAUAUGCAGCCACUGUGCAAUUUCAAACUUGAGUCCAGUGGUCAAGACAGUUGAUGGUUUCUGAAUGGCAGUAGCAAUGUGACUCAAACCCAGUAAAGUAGAUGCACUCUGUGCGGUCUAGUUGAAUAUGCAGCCAAGAAAGGUACACAAGAAGCAUUUUUUUGUGCUGUGUGUGCAGUGAUGGAGGGCCAAAACCGGGGAGCUAUCAGGAACUAUGCCAGCAGCUCUACAGCUUCAAACCACGCACUGACAAAUUCCUACAGCUGUGAAUGUAUCGGCUCUCAAUAUCAACAGCCAACCUGCGUAUUUCAGCCCAAAGGUCGUGGAGCAAGUUUGUGAGCAUGCAAAUACCCACCGCACGGGUCUGUCUCUUUCUCUUGUUAUGCAAAGUCUGGGUCAACGUGUCUGUCCACUCAGUCCCACUGGAUCACAAUGGUUGAAUGACCUAUCUAUGCUAGCAGGAUCCACACACUGUGACGUUAGGGUCAAAGAUUAUCACGAUCUCCCGUCAUGAUUGCCCUCCAUCAUCUCAGAGACCUACAGUCUGAUGCUGUUGACUAAAGCAUCUACAGGGAAUGUGUGGAGGCUGCUGCAGCAGGUGUGGGUCACGGAAGGCCUCAGGCUUUGCUCAGCUAAGAAAUCGUUCUUGUCUCGGGUCUGCAGUGAGGCCUUUAUGGCAACAAGGGUAGCAGAAAGCUUUAUCAUAUUUUAUUUGGUGCCUAAGUUUGACAAGACUUCUUUUACUUUUCACCUCAAAUGACAAAACUGCAUGUGAUUGUGUGUCUGCAUUAAUGUCUGCAUUACCUGCUUUAUAGAUGUCAUCCAAAAGCUGAGAAUUAUCUUAAAAAACAUACAGUAAUUAACGUAUUGAAAAGGUCACUUAAUCAAAAAGAAAAUACCUCCUUUUAAAGACCAAUGUGUUUUACCUCACUGUAUAUAUAUAUUCUUGAUUUGUUUACUCCAAGUUUGCAAUUUAUCUUUCUCUUUUGUUUCUAUGAAAUACUUAACGUUGAAGACGAUAAUUUGUUUCUUUUCCGUGGUACUUUUUGUCAGAUGGCAUUGUAUUGUGUUUGUGUUGUGCCUGAGCAGUAUACUAUUCCUCUUUUACCAUGCUCUGUAUAUGACCUGUUGGUUGUGUUCUGCGUGAGCUGUACAGUCAAAGCGCUUUACAAAUGUCCAAGCCCCUUCUGAGCUCUGGUUACAAAGGCCUUGUUCAAUAUGUUCUUUUGUUUAACGAAAAAAAGAGUCAAAGUGAAGGUAGAGGAGGCUGGAAGUGAGGGGAGGGACUGUAAAGCAAAAACCCCUUAACAACUUUCCAGCCAUCCUCACCUCACAACCCUCUUGGAUUUCUAAACAUAUUCUAAUCUUGACUUUUUUAUAUAGUGUGUACAGACGAAUGGGAGAUCAACAUAGGAACUAGAGGAUUGACACUUAUGUUAACUUCUAACAUAGCUGGAGUAGAAAAUGGUGUGAAUAAAGAAACAAAAUUUCAGUACAA
Molecule: messenger RNA, 10179 nt
Organism: Amphiprion ocellaris (clown anemonefish)
Lineage: Eukaryota; Metazoa; Chordata; Actinopteri; Pomacentridae
Gene: tgfbr1b
Product: transforming growth factor, beta receptor 1 b
Exons: 9
Coding region: 37-1560 (507 amino acids)
Biological process (GO): heart development; cellular response to growth factor stimulus; transforming growth factor beta receptor signaling pathway
Cellular component (GO): activin receptor complex; plasma membrane
Molecular function (GO): ATP binding; SMAD binding; activin binding
Source: RefSeq, a predicted model, not a curated record